AGAGGGGGUGGUGCUGAAGGAAAAGAGCUGUGGAUAGGAGGAUCUCACCAGCAGCCCCAAAUGACAUUUCAGAGAAAGACCAACAAACCAGCCACAUUUUCCACUUGACAUUGAUCUACUUGUCUCAUCCACUGGGGCACGUGGGAGGUAAGAGGACACAGGGUGAUUCUUUAUUUAGAUGCCAGGAAUGUAGUUUGAAGAUGUAAAGCUGCAAAAAAAUAAUAAUGCCGUUUUGCACAUUCUUCCAGCACUCAAAAGGUUGUAAACGCUUGUAGUAGUCAUGACAUCAGCCUGCUCUCUGCAGUGCAGCUAUGAUCCUGUGUGCAUUGAUCUUAUAGUGCACUGUGUGUCUGAAUCAGCAGAGCUGGCAAGCCUUGUGUUUAUGGUUGUCUUGGUGUUGCUGUCACAGGCCUGGCAGUGUAAUGGUCUGAGGAGUCUGUCCUAUACCAGCUAUAUACCUGUAAAGAUAGCAUUAUGUCUGCAUCAAUGUAUCAUUGUAUGUAUUAGCAGGGAGUUUAGAAUCAGGUCGGUUAUGACCAACCAGCAUAGAAAUGGGGAAAAAAAUAUACACGAUUUCAAUGCAGAGAUAAAGAAAAAGGGUAGUGUUCUAUUAAUGAUUAUCUGACAUGCUGUGAUUUAUGAGAGGGGGUGGGCAUACAUGUCAGUACUAAUCUGGGAAAAAUAUAACUAAAAACACAUUUUACAUAGUGUGUAUGUUUUUAUUUUUGUAUUUGGUCAGUGUUUUGAAAAUAGCAGAUUUUGUUUUGUUUCCUUAAUGAAAGCUAAUUCUGAGUAGCAUGCUUAUGAUAGCAAAUAUAUUAUUUAACCCCUUAAGGACACAUGACAUGUGUGACAUGUCCUGAUUCCCUUUUAUUCCAGAAGUUUGGUCCUUAAGGGGUUAAAAUGCCUGUACAGCUGAAUAUACCCACUCCGGGUUAUGCUUGGAUUUAUGCUGUUAUUGUGCCUGGGCCCUAGGCCAAUGCUUAUUAAUGUGCGCCUCUCAUGACCAUUAUUAAUUGGUGUCCUUUAAAAAGGGCACCAUAAUUACUGUGAGAUAUAGUAGUGGCAAUGGUGCCAGACGUCUUUGGGUGUCCUGCUGUGUUUUGCUAAAAUGUUUUAAGCAGUUAGACAAACAUUGGGGCUCUCCCGUGAUGAAGCUACCCAUUGUGCUAUAUGUAUACAUCCAUAUAAACUGGGACCACAGUGUUUGUCAGGGCCUGUCCGCAGAACCUUUGUUGCAGUUUACGGAACGCUCCUGCAAACACCUACUCUUGGAAGAUCUAAUUAACAACAAAAGGUUCCACAAGCUUUGUGCUCGUAUGGAGGUUAAAACAAAAAUAUUUGAAACAUAAAUGGUUUUAAAAAGAAAGAAGAAAAUAAUAAUAAAAUCAAGAAAAUAAUUAAUCUGGUGCAUCUAAUCCAGUAGAAGGCGUAUCAGUCUCAAUGUCAGAAUGCAUGGGGCAGACAAUGUAGGGUUAUGGUUACAGAGUAUCUGAGACCUGAUUCAGGUUUAAAGCAAAAUUUAUAUGGGUGCCGAGGAUCCAGGCAUUUGCAGACUGGCAAGGGUUAAUUGUGCAAGUUAAGAAGGUUGCGCUGGGUAUGGUGCGUCCACAAUAAUUAAAGGAAACAACAAUAAUGUAGAAAGGCAGCAAUACUAUAAAAUCAACAAACCCUUCAGAUGGUGUGGAGUACAUCGCCCCUAAUGCUCAUACAGCCAUAAAACUGCUAGCAAAGCUCCAGGGGACAUGUAGUCCACAACAACUUGGUUGCCAAAGGGCAUCUACUUUUGACUUGGCAAAGAGAAGUAUCCGCAGAGCAUCACUAUCUGAUACAGGUUCAUUCUCUCUGCUGCACACCGAGGCAUCUACCAGAAAAGUAAGAUUAUUAUGGCACCCAGGUGCAUGGAACCUGAUUGUGUUCCCAUUGACCAUGAGCAUGCUGAGAAAACAAACAAGACUUUUCUACAAAACAAAAACCAGUAGCACUCAUUUACAUGACAGUAUUGUCAAGCAUAUCUGUAGCAUAUGUGUAUGACUGUGAACUGCACCAUACAUUUUUUUUUCCAGUUAAAUAUGAAUUGUGGAACACUUUAGUGUUUGGAAUACUAAGAUGCCCCCACACUCCCAAACUAUAAAAUGGUUAAAAAUCCCUUUUUACACUUAACUGGUUCCCUCGGUACUGGGUCAGGUUCCUCUGUCGUCGUGCAUGCACAGAGAGUGCCGCAUGCCCAUAGGGCGUUUUCCAUAGAAAAGCAUUGACUCAAUGCUUUCUUAUGGGGAUUGAGGAUUCUGGACAUCCUCAUGCAAAGCGUGAGGGCAUCUACGUCGUUUCAAACUCUGUGAGACUACAAGAAGUGCCUCUAGUGGCUGUCUGAAGCUUGUAAUGUAGACACUGCAGUUUUUUGCAUUGCUAGGCUAAGGGGGACAGGGACACUGCACCCAUACAUACCACUUCAAUGAGUUGAAGUCAUCUAGGUGCCUAUAUGGUCCCUUUUAAUUGUUACCUAUGGUAUCACUAUGUAUGGUGAUAUAAAUGAGAUACAAUUUGCAGGGAUAAAGAGGUAGCUUUGUUUGUAGUAGUCAAUUGGGCACUUACCAUGUUUCUCCAUGAAAAUAAGACUGGGUCUUAUAUAAAUUUUUACCCGGAAAAAACCCACUAGGGCUUAUUUUCGGGGGAGGUCUUAUUUCAGGGAAAAACGUGUGCUAGAAUGCAGGUCUAUGUUCGGGGAAAAUUCCCCAAACAUAGAUAAGCAAACGGCUAGGGCUUAUUUUCAGGGAAGGGUGUAUAUUGGGAGCAUCCCCCGAAAAUAAGCUAGGGCUUAUUUUCAGGGGAUAUCUUAUUUACGGGGAAACACGGUAUGUACAGACAGAAUAUUGUUGUUGUUUUUUUUUUGUUUUUUUAGUGUUCUGUUAAAUAAAGUUGAUUGCAUCUUUUUUUCUAUUUAAACACACAAAAUGUGCUAGCCCUUUCUAGAGGGCUUCUACAUAGUUAUUAAAAGGACACUCCAGGCAUCAAGACAACUUUUAUUUAGGAUUUUUAUUUGUCUGUGUUUUAUUUUGUCUGUGUACUAUGUAUGCUUAUUUUGUAUAUUUAAAAAAAAAAAAAUGAAAUAAAGUUUUGUAGCGUUCACACUGCCUCCUCUGUAUCACCGUCUACAUUCUAAAAUACUUUCUCCUGGUUCUUGUAUGUUCAUACAGCUUAAAGAGUUAAUCUAACACUUUUAUAAAACCAAUUUUUACUUUACAAAGCCCUAUGGGGCAUUGUUAAUUAAUUCAUAAGAUACUCUAUCCCCCUGCCCUCAUACACCAUCAAAGAAACCACUCCCCGUCUGAUGCCACAACCUCCUUCUCCCUAGGUCUAAUAAAACAUUUUCAUAGAGUAACAUUUGAAUUGACUGUUUCACCAUCAUGCAUGCCCUCUGAGCUGGGUAUGGGAGGUAGGGAGGGGAUAAUUUUAAAAGAAUAACUGUAUCUGGAGGGAAGUGGGGGAGCACACACACAGCGUGUAGGGACAACCAAGCAUAGCCUUGCAGGUUCGCUACCUUUUAAGGGAGAAACUUAUUACAUCUGGUACCAGUGUGCUGUGUGCUCUGAUGACAGAUGUAAUGUUUGCACAGAAUUGACAUUAGGUACUCUGUUCUGGGCUGCCUAUAAAAUGUGUGCCAGGGGUGUAACUAUCUCCUGUACAAAAGUGCAAAUAUAUUUGGAGGUGCAGUGGUACCAACCCUUUAAUUUAUGUCCCUUCCAGCUAUGCGGUUUGUAGUUCAAGUAACCGUUUUAAACGUAAAAAAAAAAAAAAAGCGCUGAUAAUUACAGCAUCCAAAAACACCUGCUAUUCAAUGUCAAGGAGUACAGUAAGCAAUUUUACAAAUUAAGGGCUCUCUCCAGCCCUCAGAGCUGGAGAGGAGAAAUAGUAUUUCUAGAGAUGGCUAAAAUAUCAGUGCAGUAGCAUCUAGUCGUUAGAGGGCAAAAGUUACUGUUCACUCAGGUCCAAGAACAUAAGCCGUCUGGCUGCUGAGCUGCAUUCAUGUUUUGCUAGUUCACAGUACAGGUAGUCCUCAUUUUAUGACUUACCUUUUUAACAACGGUACGGGCUGACGACCAGCUCUCUAGUGCAGGAAUUCAAGAGAUUUAGAGAGCUGAUCUAUGUUCAGGGGAAUUUUUUCCCAGAAUAUUGACCUGCACUGGUGUACAUGCUCUGUACCGCAUCCUCACUUACCCCUUACGGCCAAUUUGUUUUGCGACCGAGAGUAAGAACAGAACCCGGUCGGUAAGUGAGAAUUGCCUGUAGUGGCUUUUUUUGGUAUUAGGGUGUGUAGUUACUGUUAUCUAAUAUUGAAAGCAGUGUUUCAGUCAUUAUGUCCUUUUUGCUUUGAAUUAGUUUAACAAUAUACCUAGAUUAGUCCCUUUUUGUUUUACUUUCCUGCAUUUCUAAUUGGGCAAUUUAAAUAUACCUUAAAUAUCUUCUGUUUGAAUUCCAGGUCUCACUGUGCAGGAUGAAGCUAUUCAGAUGAAAGAAUUACGCUCAUUUUCUUAAAUUUUUUAGUGGAUAUCAGAUAGGCUUGUAGUGUUUGUGCACAACUACAAAUAGCAUCUUCAUUCAAUGCCUAACGUAGAAGCUGACAGAGGAGCUAAUGGUCCUGAAAACAUUGAGCAUAAAUCCAAGAGGAAGUCUCCAAAGGGAAAUGGUCACGAUGUUGUGGAAUCUUUUGACUUACCAGAUGCUCCAGUUGGUAACCUCGGACCUGGUACAGAUAGGCAUUAUCCGUGGGGGUGCCCAGUAACGCACACCAGAGAAAAGUUCUACACUAUCUGCUCGGACUAUGCAUUCUUAAACCAAGCGGCAUCGCUGUGUAAACCCCCCAGUUCCGUUACUAGUUCUAGUUCACAAGAAAAAUCUGCCUUACACAAUACACUGAACUACAUAGAUCUCCAGGCCAGUGGGUCAGAUAGCAUUUAUAAUGAAGACUCAAGCUUGGACUCCAUAUCUAGUGAGAUUGGGACAAUUCCACUUGCCUGGGAAAUAGAUACAUCAGACUUCAACACAAUGACUUCAAAAUUAAAAAGCAGACCAGGUGAAUACUUUUUUUCUUUUUUCCUUCUUCUUCUUAUAUCAUACUUGCUUUAAGUUGUAAAACAAAAAGUGAUUUGCACAAGAUAUGCAAAAAAACCCUGUGUGGCUAAAAAAGGUAAAAUAUAAAUAUAAAUAUUAUAUAAAUACCCAACGAUAGGAAGUGCGAAGACUCCUCAAUGUCUUCAAUAUAUUACACAUAAAACCAUAAAAUGCACAACCUAAAAAUACAAAGGGAGACCAAUAGUGCAGACAAAAAUAACUAAAUAUUAAAAAUAAAAAAAUAUAAAGCACUCACAAACAUAGAAGUAAAAAGGCAGGGUAUAGCCAAAUUUCUUCAAGUGCUUCUUCUUCUUCUUCUUCUUCUUGUGUAUGAAGAUGAAUACUUAAAAUUCUUCUGUGCUCUGUUUUAAGUAUUCAUCUUCAUACACAAGAAGAAGAAGAAGCACUUGAAGAAAUUUGGCUAUACCCUGCCUUUUUACUUCUAUGUUUGUGAGUGCUUUAUAUUUUUUUAUUUUUAAUAUUUAGUUAUUUUUGUCUGCACUAUUGGUCUCCCUUUGUAUUUUUAGGUUGUGCAUUUUAUGGUUUUAGUUGCUUUAAGUUGUGUAUGUAUUGGGUUGGUCAGACAAAAGCAGUGGAAAGUGAUCUCAGACCUAGAUGACAAUAGUGUGGCAAAAUAAUUAGCAUGAAUUCGGCCCAGUUCACAGACACUAUUGUAGUUUCUGACAGGAUUUCAAUAGCAAGGUAUUAUGUUAAUAACACUUCCUCUUUUUCACCAAAAGAGUUGGUUUACCAAGCCAGUGGAAAAUUACUUUGUCAGAAUAUAAUACAUUUUAAAAUAUAAUGAUGUCAACAAUUUCAGUUAAAUUAUUUUGCACCGGAAAACCAUAUAUAAAAUAUAAUGAAUUAUAAUAUAUAAUGAAUUAUAAUAUAGAAUAAUUUAAAUAAUAAUAAUAACAAAGUAUUUUAACCAGGAAAGGUACAUUCAAAUUACUCUGGUUUUCAACUAUGUCCUGGGGAUGUUACCUUAGCCCAACACCCAGCGGUUGUUACUAUUACCCAAUUUAAUAUACAGUCUUUUAAGAAAGUACGGUGGGUAUGAACUGUUUUUGUAACAUGCCAGUGAAAGGUCACAUAACAUUAAAGAUUUAUUGCUAACAGUAAUGUUUCCCCCUGACCUCUCCCGUCCAUGGAAGGGUUAAAAAUCCUUUUAAGUAAUUUACCUGAUUCAAGUGUCGAUGUCCCUUGGCACUGGGUCCCGCUCCACCUCCUCUGCCAAAUGUCAGCCAAUGGGGGAGACCUAAUGCGCAUGCCUCAUGAAAGCCCAGGAAAAGAACCAUAUUUUGUUAAUUAACUAAGCGGUUACUGCAAAGUUAAGUGGUGGUUGUAGCUAUUCCACUUGUUAGCUAAAUCAUACAUAUUAAUGUUAUCUACUGUGCUUGUCAAUGAAAAUGUGUGCCUUGAAUAAAAAUAGUCAGUUUUCCUCUAUUAUUAUUAUUAUUAUUAUUAUUAUAUUUACUAAAUCUUGAAUUAAAAAAUGUAUGGCCGAAAUAGUUGAACUGAAAACACAACUGACUUUUUCUAUUGUAGUUUAACAUUUGUGAAAGUUCAUCAGCUAAAACAGAAAACUCUGUAAUCUGAUCUACAUUUUCAGACAUUUAGACUGCAUUAAAAAAAUAAAAUAAUAAUUUCAUGACAUAGAUAGUGAUUUCAAGUUUUGUUGUGACUUUCUGUGAUUUGCUAAAGUGUACAGUGGGACAUUUUACUUUAUCAUGCACCCUGUGAAAUCAUGUCCUGUGAUUUUCAACACACCAGUUAAAUGAAUAAGCUCAGUAUCUCAUUUAAUUUAGUCUGCAAUAUCUUAUUACAGGAGUAGUUAAUAAACCAACUCCAAAGAAGAAAACAGAGCGCAAGGUGAAAUCUUUAAGAGAAUGUCCACAGCACUUCGUCCUGGAUGACAUCAAACAGCGAAAAGUCCUAGACCUCCGAAGAUGGUAAACAACUCUUAGAAUACUAACACAAACUGUGUAUAGUAGGGAAAAAUAAUAUGCUGUGCCACCGAUUUAUUCAAAGCAAGCAUAGGAGUAUUCAUUGAGGCGCCAAUGAGCCUUCAAAUUACACAUUCUUUGCAAAUCUCUGAAUUUAACCCAAAAUUGCAGUUCAGAUCUUCACUAAAAACAAUUUGUGUUGAAAAUAUAAAAGAUAAAUACAAUUUGGAGCCUGAAUAAAAUUUGAUUCUUCUAAAGAAAACAGAAAUUAGCCCAAAAAUAAGAAUACCAAAUGAAGUAUAGGAGUUUGGAUAUAUAUUUAGUACAAAACUGCCUCAAAAUCUGGGCAUUCAGAAGCAGAUUGUCAUUUCUGCUCAGCUCCUUCGUGUGAUAUUACAGCAAUAAGCAAAACCUGCCAGAUGGCUGCCACGCAACAGGUUAAAAUGUAAUGAAAAUAUUUCACUUUAUGAAAUAACACAGACUUACUACUGCAGUGAUAAUGUGGCACAGAAUACCCUCCAAAACCAAAAACCACGAGAGUAAAUACAAAGUAUAGAGAGGAUUUGUGUGAUGUUACUGAUUGUCUAUAAUCCAUAGGAAUUGUUGGGCAAGGACUUUGGGAGCUGAAGUCCCAGGUGUGGAGAUCUGUACAUGUAGUGGACGGGCUCUAGGAUAUUGGCGUGUGUUUAUUUAUUUUCUUAAUUUAACUCCAAUCAGCCUCCUGAUAUAAAAAGAAUGAUCAUGAGUACAGUGCUCUGCAAUGCUACCAAGGGGGAGUGGCAGCUCCACACCACUGUGUUAGGUAGGUAGCAUGGCAGGAUCAUAGAGAAUACCUGGCUGUGCAAAAUGUUCUUGUUUCUGGCUAUGCUUUCCUUGAGAUCCUAGAGAUCAUAAGCAGACCUCUGUUUUCAUGGGUAGAGAAUGGGGGAGAUGUCCUAAAUAGAAGUGGAUUUGCCAUAAUGUGUUUAUGGAACCUAGCAACAAGUCUGAUUUAAUUCUAUUAAUCCAUCUACCUUUAUACAGACAUAUUUAGUAGCACUUUAUCUAUUCUAUGAAUGUAUUUAUUAAAGGUUAUAAACAUGGCAGGCCUUGUUUGAUGGUGCUGCAUGUGUUUUUUUGUUUUUUUUUAUCCACUUGUCCUUGGUGUGAGGGAAUGACUGGGCCAUUGUUAUUAUUCCCAACUGGAUUAUAUUGGCCUAAAUUAUCAAAAUGUUAUCUUCAGUUCACUGUUUACUGUAAUAACUUCACAGUAAAACAUGUUUUGAAUGAUAUAUAUAUAUAUAUAUAUAUAUAUAUAUAUAUGUGUGUAUUUGUAAUUCACAGUUAGGAAAUCAAACAAGUGUAUAGACCACUAAUGUUCUUUUCUUCUUAUAUCCCUUCUAAGCUGUGAUAAUAUUGCUUUUAUUUGUGCUCAGUAACAUCCAGUACAUAAAAGAAAGAAUCAUUAACACAACAGUUAUAUGACACUGGUGAUAACAAUGCAUGUACGAAGUGUAUAACUGGACAAUAGGACAAAGGACUGUGAUAGUCCUGGGGAUUCAGCUUGAGCCUCUCUAGUGCUGUGUGCGAAGGCGGGCAUAUAGUAGUAGUAGGAGGAGGAGACAAAAGAAGACAACAGAUACUGCUCAUUGUUCUUUCUCAUUAGAUACCCAGGAGAGCACAAAUCAAGGCCUUUAUUUCCUACUGGCCAUGUGUAUACUUUUGAAGGGGUGUAGGGAAAGGGUGGUCCAUAACGGAAAUUCAAAUGGACUAACCUCAACCAAAUAAAAUAAAAUUGCCGGUAGCAGAAUUAAAUGUCACAGUAUAGUCAUAUUAUGGAGGUGUGGAGUUGUUUCUCAAGAAUUUCACCCAUGAGUCCCAAGUAAACGAGUAGGACCCAAAUGUAUUGGUUCGCGAUGCAGUCAUCUCCUCCAUCACCCUGAUGGAUUCUACCCUCUGAAUCCACUCUCUAGGAGAGUGAGGGAUUGCACUCUUCCCCUUGGCCAGGGUUUAGGAGAAUAAGAGGGAGCUUAAUGUUUUGCUAGUUUUGGGAAAUAAGUGUGGGUGGAGUAGAAAUGUCAAGGCUUCUGGAGUGUGUGCCAAACUGACUCCUGUUACAGCUGUGAUCAUAGUUACCACCCGUUUCCAGUAAGCUUGAAUUUCUGGGCAUAGCCACCAAAUGUGGGCAGACCUACACUUUUUGAUUGCAUCAUCAGCAUAUAUCUAUCGUAUUAGGUUGUGUAAUUUGGCUGGAGAGUAGUGCCAUCUCGAGACUCUUAUAGUUACUCUCUUGUAUAGAGUUGCUGUUUAAUGUAUGUAUGUUUUGGAAUAUUGUCUCCCGUUCUUUAGAAGUGAGUGUGAUGGUUAGUUUGUGGGUCCAGGACCUUGUAAAAUGGGGUAGUGGAACUUUGUGUUCCUCAUGCAGUAGUUUAUACAUUAUUGAUAAUGUUUACGUUUUAAUAUACAAAAUUUACAGUAGGUUUCAAACAUUGUGAAUGCCCAUCCCCCAACUAAAAGCCUGUCUGUAGCUUGUAGGAAAUGUGAGAAGUGAAGGAAUUAGUAGGACUGUAGGGCAGAAGGUUGGUCAUGGUAUGAAGAGAUUUGAUGGAGACACCAUCCAAGACUGAAGUUAGUCAGAGAUAAGGUGUUCUCUGAUGUGUUUAAAUAAAGUCAAAUGAAUGAGUGUGGAGCCCAGGUUGGGAAAAAAGGGUUUGUAGUCAGUGGGUAUAGAGAGAGGGGUGUGGAGAGAUGUUAGGUGAGUCAUUUGUGAGCCUCCAUAUUUGUAGAGUUGGAGUUAUGAUGGGAUAAUAUUGCUUUUUAAGUUUAGCACAAAUUGGAAAUCAUUAUGAGUUAAACUCUUUGUAAAUGAAGGAAGCCCAUUGAGUGACUGUCUGGAAUACAGCCACUAGAGGCAGUCUUAACGCUGCAAUAUAAACAUUGCAGUUUCUCUAAAACCGCAAUGUUUUAGAUUGCAGGGUUAACGGGACAGUGCACCCAGACCAUUUUAUUGACAAGUGGUGUGGGUGCUUAUAGUGUAUUUUUAACUACUGACAUAGGUGAGAUUCACAGAGCAGACUCGACAGGGACAGCAUCUCUAGUGAUUCACGACUCUGGGUUAAAUAGCUAAAUAGCUCCACAUUCAGAGCUGGAGCCACCCCAGGACCCCUCUAGUGACACUCCUGCUUUAUGUUCCGUAUAACAAAAGAAUAAACAAAUGAAUACAGUUAAAGUAUUUAUUAGAAAUGUCUAUAAUACUGGGUCUUCUGUCCGGUUCUGUUAAUGAGAUUCUUAGUAAAGUCUAGUAAAUUAUAUUAUACAUACCAAUUCGCUAUCAAAAGAGUGGGGGGAAAAAAGUGGGUUCAGCAAUGUGGAACAAAAAUAGCUUAAUGAAACAUAGGACAAAAACAAGCUGCUAACUCCAAAAAGCAGUGGUUAACAACUUCAAAAGUAAACCGAACAUAUGGUAGUGCUAAGAACAAUUUUAUUAAAUAAAAUAAACUAAUAGUACACCACAAUAUUAAAUGCCUGACAUAUACAAAUGAAGGGACACUGGCUCUGCUUAAAUACUCCCGCUGUAAAACAAUGUUGAACCCCAAAAAUUCCUUCUCUGUUGACUAUUUGGUAUUUAUAAUACAUUUAAGGAUCUCAUUAACAGAACUCCUUAGAGACUGAUUUUGCAAUUGUGUUAUGUAUACCUUCUUCACACCAUUCGAGACAUUUGUAACAUCUACUCGAAGUGCAUUCAUUUGUUUGCGGUUUUAUUUCUUUGUAAUCAGUGUAUGUUGGAAUACUGUCACUAAUGACACCCAUCCCUCAGUCAAUAUGCCGAGCAUGCCCAGUUCCGCGUGCAUUUUCAGGACCUUAACAAUGCAAGCCCCCACGUAGAAUUAUCCUCCCAUGGUCAACCCCACCUCUCUAAUUAUUUGCUUAUUAGUGCUAUUAUUUGUGUAGAUCAUUGCACAUUAAUUGGAAAGUAAGCUCAGUUUUCCUAUGUUUUUUCUUUUGUUUGUUUGUUUCUACAGGUAUUGUAUCAGCCGUCCCCAGUACAAGACAUCAUGUGGAAUUUCCUCACUGGUAUCAUGCUGGAACUUUCUGUACAGCACCCUGGGAACAGGAAGGUACCCGCCACUUUAAAGCCAAACUGUCAGGUUUCUGCUCAAGCUGAAAGCCAUCUGAAAGUUGCCUAUGAGUUGGAUUUGUUUAUUUAUUUUUUUUAUUUUUUUACAUCAGGUUAUAUAUUUAAUUUACACAGCUUGUUUGUCUUUCUGUCCAGACACAGCCAGAUCUUACCAUGCAAAGUAAUGUAAACCCAGCAGUGCUGUAGAACAUGUGGAUCUAUUGGAAUAUAGCCUGUUUGAUCAUUGAUCAAACCCACUGUCUAUAUCUCUCCUUUUAGCAUAUUUAUACAAUUUCUUGGCGUGAGAUUGAGGAACUGUCAAUUCUCUGUAAUGUUUUAUUUUUUGAAACGUAGUAAAUACAGCUUUACGGAUGUCAUUGUAACGUGUAUGCGUGUACAACUGUUUCUUUGUUACACUUCUCAUAGUGUAAAGUCCUCCAUAAGAAAUAUAUUUAAUUAACCCUUACUCUGUCUUUUAUUUUGUGUGUGUGUUUUUGUUUUUUUAAUACUUAAAAAAUAAAUAAAUAAAAUUGUGUUGCUGUGUGGUGAACAAAGCAGACUAACAUUUUUAACACUGAAUUCCAACAUUUUUUUGUUUGUUGGUUUUAUGUAAAUGUGAUUUGCUCUCUACAGCCUCCCACCAAUAACUCAAGAGGAUGCCUUACAUAUUUUGGGUUUUCAGCCUCCCUUUGAAGAAAUACGAUUUGGGCCUUUCACUGGCAAUACCACUUUGAUGAGGUAACACUUCCACUGUUCUAAUACUCUUCAUGACUCUUGGCAUUCUGUCCAUAUUAUUAUUGCAAAUAUAAUUCAUUCAAAUUUAUACUUGCGUUUCUUUAAAGUGUCACUUUGGCACAAAAUCAACUCCACAUCUUCGUAUAGGUUGUAGGCUUGUGUUGAAUUUGCUGUUUUGUUAGAAAACAGAAAACAUUUGCACCAUAACCUGGCCCCGCAAGUGCCCCCCUUGCCUCCAUUUCACAAUGCAUAGGCAUCAUGCUGGUUUGCAAGUCACGCCGACAUGAGAAACUAGCAGUAAUUGCAUUUAGAUUUUCAACAACUAUAGUAUGGGGUAUAAUAUUUUUUAUAUAUAUAUAUAUAUAUAUAUAAUUUUUAUUUUAUUUUUUUUCAUUUAGAUUUUAUUGGAUUUUCAAAAUUGCAAACAAGUGUGCGCAUACAGAAAUGCAGUGAAAUAAAAUACAAAAAGCAGCCCUGAAAAAAUGUUAUACCAGCCCUAUCAUUAAUUGUGCCAGCGCUGACAGAUAUACAGUAACAAUUAUUUCACCAACAAGGAGUCACUCACAGGACUUAAAAUAAACAAAAGAGCUGUAUUAUUCUAAUCAGAUGUGCAACAUCUUACUUCAACGUUUCAUCCUUAUAAUUUUGAAAGGUCCAGUAAUGGGAAUGACACAUUGACUGAAUGCUGCUGCACGUCUGAUUUAAAUAAAUGUGAUUUUGUUUAGUCCUCAGUCCUACAAGUGCACUCUUCGUUGUGUGUAGUUUGAUACCAGGGAAUGAAAGACUGAGAGAUAGGCAGGGUUAUCCACUAAACUAAUCAUUUUUGAGAAUGAAAAUGUAAAUUGCAAAAUUUAGGCUACAAUAGUCAAGCUGUCACUAUACCCAAGUUAACAUUUUGUUUCAAAUCUGCUAUUUUAGUUUAAAUUAUAAAAUUUAGAUUUUCAUUUUUAAAAUUAAAAAUAUUAGUAAAAACCCUUUGGCAAAUGUCAGACCCUUCUUACAAUAUAUAUAUGUGUGUGUGUGUAAUUUCCAAGUGUAUUAUGCAUUAAUUAUAUAUUAUAAACAAAAUAAUUAAUAAAAUGAUAUAUAUAUAUAGUGAUAUAAUACCGUUUGUGCAUAUGUAUGUAUGCAUAAUACUUCCACAAAUCACAUAGAUAAAGCAAAGCUGUAUUUAAUUUUUAUAAUUCAACAUGUCAUUUAAAAAAAAUAAAAAAAUAAAAAAUACUUAUAUAGGCAUACACACAGAUUUUUGAUUAAUGGAUACUCAUUGGCACGUACUGAUGCCCACACAUACACACACUCACACUGGCGCACAAUGAUCCAUACUGACACACAUACAGUGACAUAUACUGACACACACACACACACACACACACACACACACACACAGAGAAGCAGCCUGCCUGCAGCUCUGUCUGGUCCCCUGCUCACUCCUCUCCCUGCCUGCCAGCACUUUACACACAGGAAGCAAAACAUCAGAGGACCCGCGUGGGCUGCCCUGCUCUGCCUGAUUGCCAGGUCACAUGCCUUCUGUGUGUGAAGGCUGUCAGGCAGGGACCAGGACUACCUCCCUCCCCUGCUCCUUAUGUUUCACUCGCGAGUGCAUAAAGCACAGUGCUGAUCUAGAGCUGAGAGGGGACUUUCACUCCUCAGCUCAUCAAGCCCCCGACAUGAGACUGUGUACUGGGUGGGGGGAGGAGAAGAUUCUGCACUUUGCAGCCCCAAGUGCCCCGGCCCACCGGGAAAUUUCCCGCUAUCCCAAUGGCCCAGUCCGGCCCUGACAAAAAGUACCAUUAGUCACAAUAAAAUGUACAACAUAUAGUCUUCUACUGUGAGACAAACCAUAAGUUUUCGUAGACCAUAACGUCUCUUAACGGAUAUUGUAAUUACUGAGAUGUUUAACAAAUGGACACGAAAAAUAAAGUGGGUGUUAAUAACCUGCAGUGUUUCUUUAGUACGUGCAAAACAGGCCUCUAUACAUAUCUCAUCUUAAAUUAAAAUGUUAUUGAUUGAGAAAAUCUCAUUGACAACUUGAGAAACAGUUCUUCUAAUAUGUUAAUUAUCUUCAGAUGAGUCCCAUUUGUUGAUCAGUAUAUUGAAUGAUACCUGAAACCAGAGUCAGCAUUAAACUUACAUGAAGAUUUCUGCUCAGAUAUACUUUUGAAAAAAAAAUUCUUUUUAUUGUGGAAGUGGUAAUAAACAGGCUUCACAGGCCCCGAUAGCAAUAACAAGCAUAGUAAAAACAGAGGUUAUUAGCAUGGCAUUCAUAGAAACUGCACAUUUUUAUAUUUAAAGUUACAUCUGUAAGAAGGUAAGGUGAGAGCAUGUAAAUCAAGCUAUUUGGGAUGAUGAGAUCUCAUUUUAUGUUAUAAGAAAGAAUAAUCACUCUGUAAGUACUAAUUAUGCCACAAGUGUAUGCAUUGGCUGAUUUUCAAUUGUUAAAAUCAAUGUCGGUUUUGCCAUAUUUAAAAAAACUUGCUAUGAGGAACAAGAUGAAAGAAGAACUAAUAAAACAUGAAUAGAGAUGAACAAUAUGCUCCUUAACCCUGGGGAUGGAGGGGGAGAGAAGUUGGGCCUGUUGUGGCCCGGUCUGUGUGUAGCUGCUGAUGCGAUUAGCUAUUUAGAUCUGGGUGUGCCCACAUUCUGCAUGUAUAGGGAGGAGGUAAGCAGGAUGCAGCUCUUGUUUCUUGAUAUUGAGGAAAUAUUGGGACAGACAAAUUAAAGCAGAAUACAGUUCACACUAAUUAAAAACACCAUGCAAGGCAUAACCUGUACACUAUAAACUGUGCUAAACUUGGUGUUCUUAUGCAUUAAUGGCUGGGACUAGCCCUUGGGUCAGGAGGUCUAGAGAGAUAGGGAUUUGGCCUCUCUUACUGUCAAAGUCCCAUCAGGUCAUGACUGCUACAUAGUUCUCUGACGUGAGCCGUUGGGGGACAAAUGGGGUAACCGUUGCGGGGUCCCAGAUACAGGGUGUUGCGGAGGUGGUUCAUGGUCCUGUCGGAGGUAAGGAGUCCUCCUGUAUACCCAGGGUGGGUAGGAGAUCUCUCGCACCCUGCAUGUCGUGGAUGGUGAACGAGGAGUCGCCAUGAUUCAUUGGCAGUGCGUGUGGUCCCCUUAACCUGUACUUGAUGUGUUGUUUGCGGAGGAGAGAUGUAAAGGGCUGGAGAGAGCGUCGCCAAGCCAGGGUGGACCUAGACAGGUCUGUGCAGAAUGAUAGCGACAUGUUCUCGAAUAGGUAUUGAGAUUGAUUUUGUGUUGUGUUCAUCACCGCUGUUUUAUCUCUGUUACCGAGGAAGUGCACCAGGAGAUCCCUAGGUAACGUGCUUGGUAGGCGUCGGUGGACGGAACACCCCCUCCGGGGUCACCUGUUUUGCGUGCUUGGGACAUAGGAGGGCUGUUAGGAAGUCACCUUACAAAGAGAGGUAUUUCAGCCUCUGGUAUCUCCUCAGUGAUCCCCCUGCUCUUAAUAUUCAUGAUUCACCUCUGAUCUUCUAAUGCUGCAAAUCGUUGGUCAUAUUUAAGAUUCUGUUGCUGCAGGUACUUUGUGUGCUUUGCGUUUUGGUUGGAGUCUUGCUCCACAGUGCUCAUGCAGCCUGUCAGGCCCUGUAGGUCUUUGUGGAUUUAGGCCAUGUCAUUCUGUAAAGCUAGCUGAACCCCAGCCAGCAGUUCUUUCAUGAUCGCCGUGGUGACUGGAGGUGAGUCCGGCUGUGGGGAAGUCAGGAGAGGGUUCUUUGAGGCGGGUGGGGGUUCCACCUCUAUUUCUGGUAUGAAAUCGUUCGACAUAUCGGAGCAGUCAUCGGUGAAGGCGAGGCAUACCUUUUUAUGUUAAACUCUAUCUCUAUUCUACCACUUUAUUUCUCUUUAGCCAUCAAUGCUUCCUGCAGAUGCUUUGAUAUUGUGAUGUAUGUAAUGUACAUUCUGGACAUAUAAACAUUAGCUAACAAAUCUAUCACUUCUCCAUCACUAGAUUCCUGAAAUAAUUAUGUCCUUGUCUAUAUGUUUCUCAUUUAAGCCUCUGAAGUUAUUUUGUAGCAUUUAUUUAGGCUAUGUAUAAGCUGGGGUGUAAUAAGAUAAGACUGAUGAGGCAUCCCACUAGAUAAUGAUUUGUCUAACUAUGGACCUAGAUAUUUAACAUGCCUCUCGAGUCAUCUGUUAAAGUUUGCACAAAAUAUUAACUAUGGAUCACUUUUUAGGCUAACAUUGUGUACGUGGGUGGGUCAGAUUAUGCAAACUUUAGGAUGAAGAUCUAAAAGGCCAUGUGCAUUUUUGGGAAAUUGAACGCAGUAUGGAAGGACUUUAAUUAGUAGAGUAGAAUCCGGUCUGUGGUGGUGGUAGUGGUGAUAGCAUGGCUGUGAAGUGAUAGCUCCUACAUUAUUAUGGGAAAAACAAGAGGAGCUGUUUUUAUAGAUUUAUUGGACUCCUCUUGGUGUAUAUAUUCAGAACAGUUGUUUUUAUAGUCAGAAAUGUCUAUGAGGCAAUUAUUAGGCAAAACCCCUGCCACGGUACAUAAUGUAUUUAACAGCAAACAAAAUCUGCAACCCUUGACUUCAUUCUUCUUCUUUUAUUAGAUGGUUCAGACAAAUCAAUGACCAUUUCCAUGUAAAAGGCUGUUCAUAUGUGCUAUACAAGCCUCAUGGAAAGAAUAAGACUGCAGGGGAAUCUGGUGAGUAAUUAAGUC
Molecule: messenger RNA, 16567 nt
Organism: Pelobates cultripes (western spadefoot toad)
Lineage: Eukaryota; Metazoa; Chordata; Amphibia; Anura; Pelobatidae
Source: the annotation of a GenBank genome assembly